Messenger RNA from Ogataea philodendri, 1302 nucleotides. RefSeq lists its product as uncharacterized. Gene Ontology annotation, molecular function: sequence-specific mRNA binding; translation release factor activity, codon specific. The coding region runs from base 1 to 1302 and encodes 433 amino acids. The record is from RefSeq and is a predicted model, not a curated record. Gene Ontology annotation, cellular component: cytosol; translation release factor complex. The transcript has a single exon. Gene Ontology annotation, biological process: cytoplasmic translational termination. Lineage: Eukaryota; Fungi; Ascomycota; Pichiomycetes; Pichiales; Pichiaceae.
AUGGCGCCAACAAUCACUGAAGAUGAGGCGGAGAAGAACGUCCAAAUGUGGAAGGUCAAGAAAUUGAUCAAAUCGCUGGAAAAGGCCAGAGGUAACGGUACCUCUAUGAUUUCUCUGAUUAUUCCUCCAAAAGGUCAGAUCCCAAUGAUCCAAAAAAUGUUGACUGAUGAGUACGGAACCGCUUCCAACAUCAAAUCGCGUGUGAACAGACUUUCUGUGCUUUCUGCAAUCACAUCUACCCAGCAGAAACUCAAGUUGUACAAUUCUGUUCCUCCAAACGGAUUGAUUGUGUACUGUGGUGAAGUUAUUACUGAGCAAGGUAAAGAAAAGAAGCUCACCAUUGGAUUCGAGCCUUUCAAGCCUAUCAAUACCUCGCUGUAUUUGUGUGAUAACAAGUUCCACACCGAGGCGCUGUCCGAAUUGCUUGAAAGUGACGACAGAUUUGGUUUCAUUGUGAUGGACGGUAAUGGAGCCUUGUUUGGUACUCUGUCCGGUAACACCAGAGAAGUUUUGCACAAAUUCACAGUUGAUCUGCCGAAGAAGCAUGGAAGAGGUGGACAAUCGGCAUUGCGUUUCUCCAGAUUGAGAGACGAGAAGAGACACAACUAUGUCAGAAAAGUCGCCGAGGUGGCUGUUCAAAACUUCAUUUCUAACGACAAGGUGACUGUUGCUGGAUUGAUUCUGGCCGGUAGUGCUGAUUUCAAGACCGAGCUGAGUAGAUCCGACAUGUUUGACGGUAGAUUGCAAAGCAAGAUUUUGAAGUUGGUUGAUAUCUCUUACGGAGGAGAAAACGGAUUUAACCAGGCCAUCGAGUUGUCUGCUGAGACUUUGUCCAACGUCAAGUUUGUCCAGGAAAAGAAACUGAUCACACAGUACUUUGACGAGAUUUCGCAAGAUACCGGUAAAUUCUGUUACGGAAUUGACGAUACGCUUAAGGCUCUUGAUUUGGGAGCUUGUGAGAUCAUCAUCGUUUAUGAGGGUCUUGACACCGUUAGAUACACAUUGAAGGAUUCUGAAGGAAACGAGGUUAUUGCUCACGCUUCUCCUUCUCAGGAAGAUAAGACUUACAUGCUCGACAAGGCCACUGGUCAAGAGAUGGAGAUUGUGGACGAAAUGCCAUUUUUGGAAUGGUUGGCUGAAAACUACAAAAAUUACGGUGCUACGCUUGAAUUUGUUACUGAUAGAUCUUCCGAAGGAGCGCAGUUCGUGAAGGGAUUCGGUGGAAUCGGUGCUCUUCUUAGAUACAAGGUCAAUUUCGAGCAAUUGGUUUCUGACGAUGAAGACGAAUUUUAUAGUGACUAA